Messenger RNA from Corylus avellana, 1554 nucleotides. RefSeq names its product photosystem II stability/assembly factor, chloroplast (HCF136) (gene HCF136). Gene Ontology annotation, molecular function: protein binding. The record is from RefSeq and is a predicted model, not a curated record. NCBI's taxonomy places the organism in Eukaryota, Viridiplantae, Streptophyta, Magnoliopsida, Fagales, Betulaceae.
UCCACUACGAGCAAUAUCAACGCUUGCACCGCCCGCGAGCCGUUGAGAGCGAGAGUAGAUAGAAAAAUGGCGAGUCUGCUGCAGCUGAGCGAGUACACGCAUCCAGUGAUCGUGCUGAAGCCGUCCUUGACCUCUCUCCUUCCCAGCUCUUCUCGGCCUCGCCAACAAGAUUACCGAACUCAGCCUCGCAUUUCACCUCCCAAAGCCUCUCUCCAACAAUCUUCUUCUUCUUCUUCUUCUUCCCUGACUCGGAGAGAAUUCGCAUCCCAAACCGCGGCUAUUUCAGUGUCUCUUCUAGCAGCUCCUCCGGCAAGGUCCGAAGAUGCACUUUCGGAGUGGGAGAGAGUGUACCUCCCCAUCGACCCCGGCGUCGUUCUCCUCGACAUCGCUUUCGUCCCUGACGACUUGAAUCACGGUUUUCUUUUGGGGACUAGGCAAACCAUUAUGGAGACAAAAGAUGGUGGAAACACUUGGGCUCCACGUUCAAUACCCUCGGCCGAGGACGAAGAUUUUAACUACAGAUUUAAUUCCAUUAGCUUCAGAGGAAAGGAGGGAUGGAUUGUUGGGAAACCUGCAAUUCUGUUGUACACUUCAGAUGCUGGAGAAAGCUGGGAUAGGAUACCACUAAGCUCUCAACUUCCUGGAGAUGUGGUAUAUAUAAAGGCAACAGGAGAGAAGAGUGCAGAGUUGGUGACCGACGAAGGUGCAAUAUAUGUUACGUCAAAUAGGGGCUACAACUGGAGGGCUGCAGUCCAGGAAACUGUUUCAGCUACUCUUAAUAGAACAGUUUCCAGCGGUAUUAGUGGUGCAAGCUAUUACACAGGAACGUUUAAUACUGUAAAUCGCUCUCCAGAUGGAAGGUAUGUUGCUGUCUCAAGCCGUGGUAACUUCUAUCUUACCUGGGAGCCUGGGCAGCCAUUCUGGCAGCCGCAUAACAGAACAAUUGCAAGAAGAAUCCAAAACAUGGGUUGGAGAGCUGAUGGUGGUCUUUGGCUUCUUGUUCGUGGAGGGGGACUUUAUCUUAGCAAAGGCACAGGGAUAACAGAAGAAUUUGAAGAAGUUCAAGUUCAAAGCCGGGGUUUUGGCAUUCUCGAUGUUGGGUACCGAUCAGAGGAAGAGGCUUGGGCGGCAGGAGGAAGUGGGAUCCUACUGAGAACUACUAAUGGUGGCAAGACAUGGACCCGUGACAAAGCAGCUGAUAAUAUUGCUGCAAAUCUAUACUCGGUGAAGUUUAUCAAUGACAGCAAGGGGUUUGUGCUAGGGAAUGAUGGAGUCUUGCUUCGUUAUCUUGGAUGAAGUUGUAAUUACACGCGGUUUGUCAACAAUGCCCACAAUUUUGUACUGCUAUAUUAUACAUUCAAGCUCUUGAACUGAAUGCUGUCAAGAGGGGCCUAAAUUUCAUCGUUAGAAGUUGUAAUUGUCAUGUAAUUAUUAUUACAUUUGGGAGUAGCAAUUCCUUGCCAAAUGUGCUGUCCUCCAAAGAAGGUAUGCAUAGUAACAACGAUUAAACUUUUGCAACUUGUCAGAUAAAUAAGAUUUGUUAUUCAAUGUCAA